AUGGAGGAGUACGCGCGAGAACCUUGCCCCUGGCGAAUUGUGGAUGACUGUGGUGGAGCUUUUACCAUGGGCACCAUAGGUGGUGGUAUCUAUCAAGCAAUCAAAGGGUUUUGGAAUUCUCCAGUGGGAGUCAGCCACAGACUACGAGGAAGUUUGACAGCUAUUAAAACCAGGGCUCCACAGUUGGGAGGCAGCUUUGCAGUUUGGGGUGGUCUGUUUUCCAUGAUUGACUGUAGUAUGGUUCAAGUCAGAGGGAAAGAAGAUCCCUGGAACUCCAUCACAAGCGGUGCCUUAAUAGGAGCCAUACUGGCAGCAAGAAAUGGACCAAGACAUCGAGAGUCUGAGAUAAAUCUGCAGUGUCAACUUCACCAAGAUCAUCAGCAGCAAAGUUUAUUUGCCACAUAG
Molecule: messenger RNA, 405 nt
Organism: Chrysochloris asiatica (Cape golden mole)
Lineage: Eukaryota; Metazoa; Chordata; Mammalia; Afrosoricida; Chrysochloridae
Product: mitochondrial import inner membrane translocase subunit Tim17-A-like
Exons: 2
Coding region: 1-405 (134 amino acids)
Biological process (GO): protein import into mitochondrial matrix
Cellular component (GO): TIM23 mitochondrial import inner membrane translocase complex; mitochondrial inner membrane
Molecular function (GO): transmembrane protein transporter activity
Source: RefSeq, a predicted model, not a curated record